This is a messenger RNA of Impatiens glandulifera, 1580 nucleotides long. RefSeq names its product two-pore potassium channel 1-like. The transcript has 3 exons. Bases 285 to 1379 code for a protein of 364 amino acids. Gene Ontology annotation, biological process: potassium ion transmembrane transport; stabilization of membrane potential. The record is from RefSeq and is a predicted model, not a curated record. Lineage: Eukaryota; Viridiplantae; Streptophyta; Magnoliopsida; Ericales; Balsaminaceae. Gene Ontology annotation, molecular function: potassium ion leak channel activity. Gene Ontology annotation, cellular component: plant-type vacuole membrane.
AGAUCGUUCUCUGUCCAUUGUCUCUUCAUUAUUCUUCUUCCAUUUCAGACCACCACCAGACAAAGUCACUAACAGAAGAAAACAACUUGGGUGUCAACGAAAUUGGAAGUAAUUCAUUCAUCUUCUGAAUUCGUAUCACUCUCAACUUCCUAGAUCUGGGUUUUUUCACUAAUAAGAAAGAAGCAUUCUCGCCAACAAUAAAAGGCAAAAUCUGUAUAUGGUUUUACAAAAACAAACCAGGCUGUCAUCGUAUUGCUGGAUUGAUCCUGAUAUGGUUUCUUAGUAUGAUGGCGGAUAGCAAUGCAAAACAACCAUUGCUCUCAGGAUCAUUAGAUCAGAUACCUCAAACCAAUAAAAACAGAUCUUUUCAAGGAAGAAGAAUUCGCAGAAGUAAAAGUGCUUCUAGGGUGCAAUAUCUUCCCCCCACUGAAACCAAGGGAGUUGAUCAUCAUCAUAAUGAUAAUGAUGAUAAGGGUCUUCCUCAUAAAUUGACCGGAGGAAUCCAUACAAGUUUUAGGAAAGUAAUGUUAUUCUUAGCUGCCUACUUGGGUAUUGGCACAGUUUGUUUCUACCUCGUUAGAAAUCAAAUUUCAGGACAGAAAACAAAUGGAAUUCUCGAUGCUGUUUAUUUCUGUAUUGUGACUAUGACAACCGUUGGUUAUGGUGACCUUGUUCCUAGUAGUGUUCCCUCAAAGCUUCUUGCAUGUGUUUUUGUCUUCUCUGGAACGGCUUUGGUUGGUUUUAUACUAAGCAAUGCAGCUGAUUACUUGGUUGAGAAACAGGAAGCUCUGCUGGUUAAGACAUUGCAUCAUCAUAAUAGACAAAAUGUUGAUGGUGCAGAAAUUGAAAAGGAGAUGGAAGCCAAUAAAGCAAAAUACAAAUGUCUUAUGGUGUUUUCCUUUCUGUUGGUGAUGAUAGUUACAGGGACAAUAUUUCUGGUAAUGGUAGAAAAGCUCAAUUUUGUGGAUGCUUUCUAUUGCGUUUGUUCUACUAUUACAACUCUUGGAUAUGGAGAUAAGAGCUUCUCAACAAAAGCUGGACGUAUUUUCGCAGUGUUUUGGAUUUUGACAGGAACGAUACUCUUGGGACAAUUUUUCCUUUCUAUUGCGGAGAUGAACACUGAAAGGAGACAGCAGGAAUUGGCCAAAUGGGUUCUUAGGAAAAACAUGACAAGCCAUGAUAUAGAGAGGGCUGAUCUUGACAGUGAUGGGGUUGUAGGAGCUGCUGAAUUUGUCAUAUACAAGCUGAAGGAGAUGGGAAAGAUCAGCCAAGAAGAUGUCUCGUUGGUGAUGGAAGAGUUCAAGAGUCUUGAUUUAGAUCAAUCGGGAACAAUAUCGGACAUGGACAUAAAACUCGCCCAGACCUCUCGACGAGGUUGAUAGAUUCAAUUAAAAUACAACUGAACCAUGAAGAUAUUUACUAUUUAGCAUAGAUAUAAAGAAAGAAUACACUAAUUUACUGAUAUCCCACUUGUGAAAUACAUGUGUGCAUGUUUGAAUCACCUUCCUUUGUCCAUUAAGCUUGUUAUUUCUACAGUACUCACCCAAUGAUUCCAUUUUCCCAGCCUUUUUUUUGGCUUU